AUGGAGAAUACCAGUGGUUUGAGAAAGGGUGCAUGGACUUAUGAGGAAGACAACCUUCUCAAGGCUUGCAUUAAUAAGUAUGGUGAAGGAAAAUGGCAUUUAGCUCCUCAAAGAGCAGGAUUGAAUAGAUGCCGCAAAAGUUGUAGAUUGAGGUGGUUAAAUUAUUUAAACCCUACCAUAAAUAGAGAGAGCUUUUCUGAGGAUGAAGUUGAUAUGAUACUCAGGUUACACAAACUCCUAGGGAAUAGAUGGUCAUUGAUUGCUGGAAGACUUCCGGGUAGAACAGCUAAUGAUGUGAAGAAUUAUUGGCAAACACAUUUACGCAAGAAAAUGGCUUCAAACAAAGAGAAAGAUACAGAAAAAAUACUGAAAGAAUCCAUGAAAACUCAUCAAGUUAUUAAACCUCAACCUCGUACUUUCUCAUCUCAUUCACCUCGUUUGAAUGCAAUACCAGCUUUAAAUAAUGAUUGUAAAGUUCCCAUAGGCAAUGAUGACUCAAAACAUAUGGUUCUGAAUUAUCAAAAUGGUGGAAAUUGUGCUUCUUCUUCACAACCAAGUCUUGGUAAUGCCUCUAUACCAAGUGCAAUGUGGUCACACAGUUUGUGGAACUUGGAGGAGCAAGUUGGCAGUGAGACAGUUGGGUCAUGCUCUUCACUGCAAGAGGAUUUCAACUUCAAUAUGGAGUUGCCAAAUGCUGAUGACUCCUUUUGGAAUUUAAACAUUUGCGAUUUCGAUAUUCUUUUGGAUCUUUAG
Messenger RNA from Vicia faba (fava bean), 753 nucleotides. The record is from the annotation of a GenBank genome assembly. NCBI's taxonomy places the organism in Eukaryota, Viridiplantae, Streptophyta, Magnoliopsida, Fabales, Fabaceae.